Molecule: messenger RNA, 2131 nt
Organism: Anopheles funestus (African malaria mosquito)
Lineage: Eukaryota; Metazoa; Arthropoda; Insecta; Diptera; Culicidae
Gene: Nasp
Product: protein NASP homolog
Exons: 5
Coding region: 422-1729 (435 amino acids)
Biological process (GO): CENP-A containing chromatin assembly; DNA replication-dependent chromatin assembly
Cellular component (GO): nucleoplasm
Molecular function (GO): histone binding
Source: RefSeq, a predicted model, not a curated record
CGUUUGUUUUACCGCAUGUUUCCCCGCUUCUUGCGCGCCAUUUGUAUCUUGUUCGCUUGUGCCCGGUUAAAUUCUUGACGCUUUGCCUGUUUCUUUUACUAUCGACUCAAAGAAAAAAGUUAUUUCCGACCAAUUGCAAAGAAAAUAUUGUUGUUUUUCCGUGUUUUGUUGUGUUGUGGAACAAAUUUAGCGGACAAUUCCAUUCAAACCAACCCUAGAAAUACAACCACUACACCAUAGGACGAUUAUGCUUACAAGGGGGAAAAAAGGAUACUGUGUACUCUGUGGCGGCAGCGUUGUGUUGCAAAAUUGAUGUCUUUGCUGCGGCGCAACUGUUUUGCGUAAUUCUGUGUGUUUGUAAAACACGUGCGUCGUGUCAUCUUGGGCUCAUCUACCAACACAUCGGACGGGCAGUUUCGAAAUGGCGGAGAAAUCGGAAACACUUGUCACCAAGGAGGAGCGCGUUAACGAAGCAAAGGAACUGUUUGGUCGCGGUAGCAGAAACUAUUGUAUGAAACAGUACGCGGACGCGGCCGACGAUUUAAGUGAAUGCUGUUCCAUUUACUCCGAGGUGUACGGACCGAAUGCGGACGAAUUAGGAUUGCCUUAUCUCAUGUAUGCCAAAUCUCUGAUUGCCCUCGGGAAAGACGAGAAUAAUCUGAUCGUUGCGGAAGGAGCUGAAGACGAUGAGGAUGAUGAUGACGAUGAGGAGGAGGAGGAGGGAGAGAACGAAGGCGAUGAGAAAGAGCAAGCGGAUAGUUCUGAUAAAGAAAAGGAAAACGAAGCAAUGGAUACGAAGGAAUCAUCAAACGAAGCUGGAGAUGCUACAGCAACGGAUAAGGAAAAUGAUAAAGAUAAAGAAACCGAAGACAAACCCGAAAAGCAAGAAGUCUCUGAUUCUGUUGUAGCCGGUUCUAGCGGGUCUAAGGAUGUAAACGGUGAACCACAACCGGGGCCAUCGACUUCGAAUGGAGGUGGAGGAGAUACAAGUGUGCAGGAGGAGGCAGCAGAUAAUUUGCAGGUUGCUUGGGAAAUCCUUGAACUGGCGGUUAGCAUUUUCCAGCAGCAGGGUGAAAAAGGUUACGACAAUCUGCCCGACUGCUAUACGGAAUUGGCAGGGAUUUCUUUUGAAAACAGUUUCUUCAAGGAAGCGAUCAAGGAUUAUGUGAAAGCAUUAGAAAUUUACAAGAAAACAAAACAACCUGAUCUGCGUUUGCUGGCCGAGGUGAACUACAAAGUUGGUUUGUGCUACAUGAUGGAGAAAGAGUUCGAAGAGUCGAUAAAAUCGUUCAAAGGAGCUGUAUCGGAGCUGGAUAAAAUAGUAGAGGAGGAAAAAGCGAAAGAGCAGACGGAUGACAUCAAGGAAACAAUACUGGAUCUGGAACAAAUGAAGGUGGAAAUUUUGGAUAAAAUUACUGAUGUCGAAGAUGCGUUGAAAACGCCAAUUGAAGAUGUAAAGCGGGAGCUUUCAAAGAUUCUCGUUUCCGGUGAGGGUGAAUCGAAUGGCAAGGAUCUAAACAAUGGUGCAGGUACCUCUUCUGCUGUCGGUAGCUCCAAUGGUAGCAGUUCGAAGCCCUCAGUAACUUCCACAAAGCCGGCAAAUGACAUUUCGCAUCUUAUCAAGAGGAAGAAACCCGAUAGCGUUACCGCGGAAGUAGAAGGAUCACCGGCGAAAAAAACUGCUUCCGAAUCGGAAAACGUAGCGGCGUCACAUAACGCCAGUGCGUAAGGUAUAUACAGCAAAAAAAAAGACAGAAGCAAGUAUUCUCUGAAGAUCUAUGUUUAGUUCUUUUGUAUCUUUUGUUCGAAUAAUUUCUUUCGCUCUGGUGGUAUGCACAAUUCAUUUGGUUUACGAAGUUUCUAUGUCUAUUGUAAGUAGCUUAGGCAAAGCAGUAAAAUUUGUUUUUAUUUUCUUACUUUAUGUUCCAUUUCUUAUCUUUGAAAAGACACGUUUUUAAAUUAUGCAUUGAUAUUAUUCCACGACUCUUCUUAAUGUUUUUUUUUUUUUGGUUAAAUUGUGGACCGGCAUUCCUAGUUGUCUGUUUGAACAUGCGCUUUGCAGACCGUAGCAAGACAAUUGUAUCAAUUCUAUGUUCUUUAAUAAAUGUAUGGAAAUUUUUAAAAACAGUAA